Molecule: messenger RNA, 1137 nt
Organism: Scutellospora calospora
Lineage: Eukaryota; Fungi; Glomeromycota; Glomeromycetes; Diversisporales; Gigasporaceae
Source: the annotation of a GenBank genome assembly
AUGGUUCUGGUGGCCAUACUUACCGCUUGCGUUAGCCUGGUUAGGAAUAUUAUACAGGCUUUUUUUUAUUUCAUUAUUCCAAGACCUGCAAUUACCGAUCCCCAAGCAAAUCGAUUAAGGGAUUCGCGAUUAACAGCUCAAUUUAUACAAAAAUUUGAAGAAAAUUAUGGUAAUACGCAUCCUGACUUUUUUCAAGGUUCUUAUUCUCAGGCCUUGGAUAGAGCAAAAAAUGAUCUUCGUUUUACUAUGAUAAUACUGCAAGCUGACGAACAUGAUAAUACAAAAAAAUUUAAUCGUGAUACAUUAACUUCCGAGUUAUUGAUAUCAUUUCUUCGAGAAAAUGAUGUUUUAGUAUGGGCCGGAAAUAUAAAAGAUCCGGAAGCAUUUCAAGUAAAUAACGUAUUACAAGCUACUACAUAUCCAUUUGUGGCUGUGAUCGUUCUUGCAACGCCUCAUGGAAAUACCGGUGCGAGUCCAAGAAUGACCGUGGUUGAUCGUAUUGAAGGAUCGUUGAGUCCUGAAUUACUUAUAGCGCGAUUUAGAAUUGCGAUAAAUCGUUAUGGUCCUGGUCUACAACGGUUUCGUAGUGAACGUGCUGAUCGUGAUGCUGCUCGUCAAAUUCGCGAACAACAAGACAGCGCUUACCUUGCAUCAUUGCAAGCUGAUCAGGAAAAAGAACGUAAAGCACGUGAAUUAGCUGAAGCAAAAAGGUUGGCUAGUGAACGAGCAAAAAAAGAAGCAGAAGAACGGUUGUUAUUUUUAGCUAACAAAGAAAAUUGGAGAAGGUGGGCUUUAACUCAAUUACCGAAUGAACCUCAUCAAAAUGAAACGGACGUCACAAAGUUAAGCUUUCGACUACUAAAUGGUGAGAGAGUAGUAAGAAGGUUUAGGGCUGAUGAUACUGUUGAGAUGGUUUACAUUUUCGUCGAUACAUAUCAUAUACGAAAUGAAACAUCGUCUUCUUCAACUAUCCUGCCACCAAAAGAUUAUGUUCAUACCUUUGAUUUCUUGCUCGUUUCUCCAUUUCCACGAACUGUACAUCAUGCGGAUAAAUUCAAGACUAUUAAAAAUGAAAGUGGACUUUGGCCAUCUGCUAAUCUUAUUGUUGAAGGUCUAUCAACUGAAGACGAUGAGUGA